This is a messenger RNA of Centruroides sculpturatus (bark scorpion), 820 nucleotides long. Its product is annotated as venom peptide isomerase heavy chain-like. Gene Ontology annotation, molecular function: serine-type endopeptidase activity. Lineage: Eukaryota; Metazoa; Arthropoda; Arachnida; Scorpiones; Buthidae. The record is from RefSeq and is a predicted model, not a curated record. Bases 37 to 819 code for a protein of 260 amino acids. The transcript has 6 exons. Gene Ontology annotation, biological process: proteolysis.
UUUGUUUGGAAAGAAUCUAACGCUGCUGCGAUUAAUAUGGAUUGUGGUAGACGAUUCGUGAGGGAGAGGAAAAUUAUAGAUGGAGAAGAAAGUUAUCUUGGAGAGUUUCCUUGGAUGAUUUCAGUUGUUGGGCUAAAUGAGAAUAGGACAGCCUUGGCACAUAGAUGUGGCGCUGUUAUUUUAAAUAAACGUUGGAUAUUAACGGCUGCGCAUUGCAUUCAUCCUGAUGAAGGACCUAGUGAUUUUCUAAUUCGCAUCAAAAGCUUCAAAGUAUAUCCAGAAAAAGAAAGUAAACUGAUCGUUCAGAAAGUGAUUAAAGUGAUCAAACAUAAGGGUUUUGAUCAAUCGUACGAUUUCAAUGACGAUAUUGCAUUGAUGAAGGUGGAAAAUGACAUUGAAUUCGAUGCAUUUGCUUCUCCAAUUUGUCUUCCUGAGAGUUCGUUUGAUGCUAUUGGAAAGACAGGAAUAGUGGCAGGAUGGGGAGUUACUAAAGGUGAUACCAGCGUAUUAUCUCCCAGUCUUCGAAAAGUUGAAUUACCAAUAAUAAGCAUUAGUAAAUGUCUAACGUGGUUUAAUGAUUCGGGAUAUUCUUAUGUUAGAGUAAGAAAUACAGAGCUAUGUGCAGGAUAUGAAAAUAAAAGGAAAGAUUCAUGCCACGGAGACUCGGGAGGACCACUGUUUAUGAAAAUAAACGAUAGAUAUACAAUAGUCGGUAUAGUAUCUCAUGGAAUAAAAUGCGGCCAUGCCAAAAUGCCUGGUAUCUAUACAAAAGUAGCUUCGUAUCUUACUUGGAUUGAAUCUACAAUGAGAAACAAUUAAU